AUGGAGCCUGAGACUGACGCGGACAUGAAUGACGAGCAGCGCAACGACUGGGCAACUGUCACACGGGCGCCUGGCCAGGGCCCGGGCCCGGAGUCGGAGUCGGAGUCGGAUGAGGAGGCUGAGAUGCCUCUUGCCUCUCUUUCCGAGCCUGAGCCCUCCUCGAAUGCGAUCCUCUCGACUAUGGCUGCGACCCUUUCCCACAUCCUCUCGCUGCUUUCCAGCUCGGCACCGGGAUCAUCGCGGCAUCCUCUCAUCAUUGUACUGGACCAAUUUGACUUGCUCACCCAGCGACCUCGGCAAGCGCUUCUCUACUGUUUACUUGACGCCGUGCAGGCGAACAGCUAUGUACCGGGCAUGCUGGUGCUGGGCAUGACGAGUCGCGUAGACGCCGCUGACUUUCUCGAGAAGCGCGUGAAAAGCCGCUUUUCCCAUCGAAUUGUGCAUGUGGUUCCUCCUUCGUUCGAUCAGUAUAUGAUCCUCGCGCGUAUGGCACUGGCGGCAGGGGCGUCGUCGUCCUCUGUCUGGGGCCAGGCGUGGCUUGCGGAGGUCGACCACCUGAUCCAGAACCCCACGUUCCGCGCGUGCCUAGAGGGUCUGCACAAUCUCAGCGGUGAUGUGCGCCUAUUAUACCAAGUGCUCUUGCCGCCCGUCGCUGCCCUGCACCCAGGCGCCCCCACGCUUGAGCCCGAGGCGUUUGCGCGCGUUGCGGCUGCACAACGAGCUGACCCACUCGAGGCACUCCUACUUGACUUGAACGUGCCCGAGAUGGCUCUCAUGAUUGCUGCACGACACCUGCAGUUGCGUGACAAGGAGCCCUUCACGUUUGAAAUGUGCUUCCAUGGGCUGCGCCACUUUGUCCAGCGCGUACAGCGCGACCUCAACAGCGGUGCUUCGGCAGGGCACCAGGCGCCUUUAGCGAUCACAGGCCUCGAUACCCUCGCACAACGUGCGCCAAUGCUCCAAGCGUUCCAUACUCUGCUGGACAUGGAGCUGCUCCUCCCGGAGCCGGCGCGUCUAUCGCUCACGCUUCCAUCGGGCAUUGCCUCGCGGACGGGUCCUGUGACCACGGCCUAUGGCACGCUACCAAGCCUUACUGUCAUCCCCGAAUUUCUGCCGGUGUAUGCACAGGUGUCAGCCAAGGCUAUUCUCGCUAGCGUCGAGAGCCCAGCGCGUGCCGAGAUGCUCGGCUCGGUGCUCGUCAAAUGGGCGGCCUCAACUGGUCUCUAA
Malassezia sympodialis ATCC 42132 is the source of this 1227-nucleotide messenger RNA. It is a transcript of the gene ORC4, whose product is annotated as origin recognition complex subunit 4. Lineage: Eukaryota; Fungi; Basidiomycota; Malasseziomycetes; Malasseziales; Malasseziaceae. The record is from RefSeq and is a predicted model, not a curated record. Gene Ontology annotation, biological process: DNA replication; DNA replication initiation. Gene Ontology annotation, molecular function: DNA replication origin binding. Gene Ontology annotation, cellular component: nuclear origin of replication recognition complex; nucleus.